This is a messenger RNA of Lotus japonicus, 756 nucleotides long. RefSeq lists its product as uncharacterized. NCBI's taxonomy places the organism in Eukaryota, Viridiplantae, Streptophyta, Magnoliopsida, Fabales, Fabaceae. The transcript has a single exon. Gene Ontology annotation, molecular function: nucleic acid binding; RNA-DNA hybrid ribonuclease activity. The record is from RefSeq and is a predicted model, not a curated record. The coding region runs from base 1 to 756 and encodes 251 amino acids.
AUGAAGCUGAAGGAUGAGUGGUUGCUGGGUCAGAUAAUGUGCCUUGGCUGGGCCCUAUGGGAGCGCAGGAACAAGCUGGUUUUUGAACACAGAAUCUAUACCGUAGACCAGACUCUGCAGCGGGCUCUCUCGUGCUGCAUGGUUCCUCCACAACCCUCCUCUGCGGCGGUGGCAGCAUGGCUGGAUGGCGAGGUUACCGGUGCAGCAACUCACUCAGUAACCCGCGCACAUGGAGCUCUUGCGCAGGCGGGACCUGGCCCUGGUAGGUGGCAGCCUCCACCCCCACGGUUCUUCAAGCUCAACGUUGAUGUUGCUGCAGCAGCGGAGAGAACCAUGGGUUGCGGGUUUGUGGUGAGAAACACGACGGGUCAGUUAUUGGCUUCAGGUUGUAGCAAGCAUCGAGGAUCGUUGUCGGUGGCUCUUGGGGAAGCACUCAGCUUGCGGUGGGCUCUUCAAUUGGCUCUUGAUCUUGGCUUUCUUCACGUUCUGGUCGAGACAGAUAGCCUCAUUGUGGUCAAUACCUGGCGUAAUAUUAGGAGAAAUAACUCUUAUUUAGCCUCAAUUGUGAGGGAUUGCAUUUCUAUUUCUAGUUCUUUUAUUGCUUUUGAGAUUGUUCAUGCUCGCCGUACGGCGAAUAUGGCCGCUGAUUUUAUGGCCAAGUAUGCUCUUGCUUAUCCUUGUAAUGUUUGGAUUGAGGAUGGCCCUCCGGGUUUGGAGGCUAUUCUCGCCUUUGAUGUUGCUACUUUGCAUGAUUAA